AAGAAGAUAACCUUCUUCUCGACAGUGCAAGAAAAUCUCUCCUCUCUCUCUCUCUCAAUCUCUCUCCCACAUACCACACAGAGACCAGUUCGAGAGCUUCUCCCGAAAGCUGCAGCCAUGGCGAACACGAUCAUGGCUUCCUCCAAACCCUUAAUCUCCCUCUCCUCCAACCAACCCAGCCGUUUCCAAAUCCCUAACAACCCCCCCCAGAUCCCCACCCCCAAGCCCUCCGUCGGCCGCCAGCUCCUCUCCAUCUCCUCCGAAACCGCCAAAUCCCUGGCCCUGAUCGCGGCCAUCGCUCCGCCGUCGCUGGCGGAGGAGAUGGAGAAGGCGAAGCUGUUCGAGUUCAACCUGACGCUGCCGAUAAUAAUGGUGGAGUUCCUGGUUCUGAUGUUCGCCCUCGACAAGGUCUACUUCACUCCGCUUGGGAAAUUCAUGGACGAGAGAGACGCGGCGAUCAAGGAGAAGCUGGCGAGCGUGAAGGACACGUCCGCGGAGGUUAAGGAGCUCGACGAUCAGGCGGCCGCCGUGAUGAAGGCCGCGAGGGCGGAGAUCUCCGCCGCUCUGAACAAGAUGAAGAAGGAGACUCAGGCGGAGGUGGAGGAGAAACUGGGGGAGGGAAGGAAGACGGUGGAAGCAGAGUUGCAAGAAGCGCUGGCGAAACUGGAGAAGCAGAAGGAAGAAACCAUUAAAGCGCUCGACUCUCAGAUCGCUGCUCUCAGUCAAGACAUCGUCAACAAGGUUCUUCCUUCUUCUUAACCCAUUCUGUCGCUCUUGUACUCAUUUGCAAAGGUUGCUGUAAAUCUCUCUCUCUCUCUCCCCCCCCC
Messenger RNA from Tarenaya hassleriana, 827 nucleotides. Its product is annotated as ATP synthase subunit b', chloroplastic. The record is from RefSeq and is a predicted model, not a curated record. Lineage: Eukaryota; Viridiplantae; Streptophyta; Magnoliopsida; Brassicales; Cleomaceae. Gene Ontology annotation, biological process: proton motive force-driven ATP synthesis. Gene Ontology annotation, molecular function: proton transmembrane transporter activity.